AUGAACGCCUGCAUGUCACCGAGCCAGGAGCUCAUCAGCUCAAAACCCGGCGAGGAUCCGUUCGGUUUCAGCGACAACUGUGGAUGCAGUAACGGCAUCGGCGGCAACCCGCCAGGCCAGGGAUGUGGCGGCGGUGGUGGUGGAGGUCAGCGCGGAGGAAUGGCAAGUGCAUACAACUGUGCCGGUCAGCAGGGCGGGGCCCAGCAGGACAAACACUCGGAAGAGUUCGACGCCGGCUGUCAGCGAAUUGGAGAAUUCAUCGUGAACUUGUGGCAGGAUCAGAGGAUGUGCGACGUCAUAAUGCGAUGUCAGGACGGCACCAUCAAGGCCCACAAGUCCGUCCUGGCGGCUUACAGUCCCUUCUGCUGCGAAAAUUUCAGCAAAUUUCCAAACGAAUCAGCCAUCAACAUCGACCUCUGCGAAUUUCCUGUGGAGACGGUGAAAAUGUUGCUCGAAUAUCUCUACCUGCGUAAAAAUUACGAGAUGUGCGCGUCGAACGUGGCGAACGUGAUCAGAGCAGGCGGCGAGUUGGGCCUGAUGGAGGUUGUCGAGAAUGGAAUCGACUUUCUAUGCAACGUGACCGUUCAGAACGCUCUCUACCACUACGCCAUCGCCGACCACUGCUGCCUCGAAAAAACUCGCGAAAAGAUAUUCUGCUUCAUUCUGGACAACUUCCGAGAGAUCAGUCGAACGAGACACUUCCUCUGGCUGCAUCCUGAAGUUCUCCUCCGUAUCCUGUCCGACGAUCAGUUGAGGGUAUCGAGUGAGAUUGAAGUUUUCUACGCCCUGGUCACUUGGAUCGACUGCGACCGAUGCAAGAGGAUGCCGCUGGCCCCCACCCUCCUUCUCUGCGGCCUGCGACUCAUGGAGAUCCCGCCAGAAGAACUCAUCAGCAAAGUGGAGAAAGUGGAAUGGCUGUUCGAGAGUGAGGAGUGUGGGGUGAUUUUGAACGAAGCCAUUCGCUGUCACGCUCUCAGGCUGAGCAACAGCACGAUGGCUUGCGCUGCCCCCUUCGACGAACAACGGCUGAGAGGUGGCGGUAAGGCCUCCUACAGAUAA
This is a messenger RNA of Helobdella robusta, 1059 nucleotides long. RefSeq lists its product as hypothetical. Lineage: Eukaryota; Metazoa; Annelida; Clitellata; Rhynchobdellida; Glossiphoniidae. The record is from RefSeq and is a predicted model, not a curated record. The transcript has a single exon. Bases 1 to 1059 code for a protein of 352 amino acids. Gene Ontology annotation, molecular function: protein binding.